Molecule: messenger RNA, 945 nt
Organism: Candidula unifasciata
Lineage: Eukaryota; Metazoa; Mollusca; Gastropoda; Stylommatophora; Geomitridae
Source: the annotation of a GenBank genome assembly
AUGGGUGCCUGUACCACAACUAUGAUCGUGAUUGCCACGAUCCUUGGACCCAUCACAUUAGUUUUCAUGUCCGUCUCCUUCGGGACGAACUUCUGGGUGCAGUUCACGGUCAACGUAGCAUCAUUCAACAAGACCAUCAGGGACAGGACGAGAACUGAUGUAGGCUUCGCGCGCUACCACCUGACACGUGACAGGGGCUUGUUUCGCGAGUGUUACCCUGGCAACGAAACUGAAUUCUUAGACAAAGCUACUGGUGUGGUAGACGACUACUGCUUCAACAUCAAUUACGACCAGCCAUCCAACGUCCAGAAUCCCAGCGACAGUUACAUGACCCGCUUACAUCUGAACAGAUCCUUCCUGGCAUUUUUCGUGGUGUCGAUAGCUCUGUUCGUCAUCGCUUAUAUCUUCGGCCUCAUCCUGUGCUGUCUACGAGCUGCCAGAUGGGCCUACGUAGCCGGAAUCGUCUCCUACUCCUCAGCUUUCUUCCUGGCAGCAGCAAUAGCAUUUUUCCAUGGUGCAGAAUACAUAGAGAGGAAUAAACUUAACGGGGGACCUAACUCUAACGAAGCACAGUUUUACCCCAGCUGGGAACAGUACCUCAAGGAUGCCACAACCCGCCAGUACGGAUGGUCGUACCCUUUGGCCUGGGUAGGAAUGAUCCUAGCCACAAUUGCAGCCACAUUCUACUCUCUGGCAGGUUGCUACAUCGCCAGCGAGUUCUACGAAGAUGAAGAAGUUCUCCACAAGAGCAGACACAGGAACUACCCUGGUCCUGUGGAUCCCGUGUAUGCCAUCGGGGCCGACCCCUACUACACUAAACACUAUGGGUAUCCCCGGGCCUUUUUAGGACCCUUAGCUCCAGAUUAUUAUGCCAGGACAUAUCCGGCUAUUGGCUACGGGGAUCCUAGAAAUGACAUUUGGCACUGGAGAGAGGUCGAAAGUUAG